ACGUAUUAUGAUGUUACUACCGAGUUUAGUCGACCGACGACGUGACGUGUGGUGGUCUACUAUAGUACAGCUAUUGCUGGCCGGGCAAUGCUGCGCGUUUUCAAAUAUGUUGAGCUGUGUUUAUACUACGCUUUGAUACUCGCGUUAUGCGUGUCACGGUCGAGUGGCGACUUUGGAUUGUCCGCCAAGCCGUCCAACAUCUUGGUUUUUCUGCCCACCGAAUCCAAAAGCCAUUUCAACGGUUUCAAGCCGCUGCUCCAAACGCUUGUCAGUAGAGGUCACAAUUUGACUUUGGUAUCGCCGUUGCCACUGGACAAAGCCGAAUAUCCGUAUCGUCAUGUCCAGGUGGAAGAGCAUGUGUACGGAAAAGAUUCGAAACCCAUUGCAGACGGUAACAUGUUGGAAGUUGCAAAAAUAAUCAACUACAUACCAGCGGCCGUACAAAUAUGUUGGUUCGGCCCGUAUAUUAGCGAACUAACGUUGAACAAGUCUUCAGUUAAAGAUUUUAUCACCAACGACCGAUCCUCAUUCGAUUUAGUCAUAUUUGAAAACUUUUUCCACGAAUCCUUCGUCUCGAUUGGUCAUAAGUACAACGCUCCGGUGGUCCAAUUGCUUCCAUUUUCUACAAACGCCAGAGUGUCUCAAUGGCAUAGCAAUCCUUUACAUCCGGCGUACAUUACUGACGUGACUAGUUUUUUUGGAUCUAACAUGACGUUUAUCCAAAGGACGACCAACACACUUUCGGUUCUGGCAUAUACAACGGUCAACAGGGUUAUUUACUUAUACAAGCAAAAUGCCGUGAUGAACAAGUACUUUAUAUACCCAGGACACGAGAACCGACCAGACCUAGCCACUAUGCUUCAAAACAUCUCAUUGACCCUCAUAAACAGCCAUCCGAUCAUAGGUUCACCUGUACCAUUGGUGCCUAGCUAUAUAAACGUGGCUGGCAUGCAUUGCAAACCUGCAAAGGAACUGCCACAAGACUUGAAAAAGAUACUAGACACAUCUGAACGGGGCGUGGUGUACUUCAGUUUGGGCUCCAUUGUGCAGUCAUCGAAGAUGCCCAAAGAGACGGUUUCGAUGUUGCUUUCGGAACUGUCGAAAAUCGAACAAACCGUGUUGUGGAAAUGGGAAGCCGACGACUUGCCUCAGUUACCCAAAAAUGUCAUCAUUCGCAAAUGGUUUCCUCAGAACGAUAUACUAGGUCACCCAAACUGCCGGUUGUUUAUAACGCACGGGGGAGUGCACAGCACUAUUGAGUCAAUUUACCACGGUGUCCCUAUGUUAGCUAUCCCCGUGUUCGGUGACCAAAUUGGAAAUUCGCUGCGAGCUCAAUACAGAGGAAUCGCCAUACAGGUACCAUUCUUCGAACUGACCGACCAGGCUAUCGGUAGUGCCUUGCACAGACUGCUGAACGAUCCUAGGUUUGCGGAAAACGCCAAAAGGGUGUCAGCCAUAUUCAGGGACCAGCCAUUGACUCCUUUGGAGACUGCUAUCUAUUGGAUUGAGUACGUGAUCAGGCACAAAGGAGCAGCACAUCUCAAGACGGCAGCUAACGAGCUUAAUUGGUUUCAGUUUUUAUUACUAGACGUUGUAUUAUUCGUUUUGUCCGUUGUCGUGUUAACCGUGUACACGACCAAAAAGAUAUUGGUUUUAACGUUCGGCCUGUGUUGUAAACGAAAAGCGUCGAUUGAAAAAAAGAAUCAAUAAGACUUUGUUGAGAGACCAUCAAAUAUAUAGUACAUUUUUCGUUGUUGAGUAUUUUACAUAUUUUUAUACACGCCGUUUAUAUAGAUAUUCAAUAUGUAUGUAUAUUUUUUACAAUAAAAGUGUUCUUCGUUAUUGAAAAUUCAAACGAACAAUAUAAUAUGUAUGAACACAAAUCGAUUUGCAUUUAUAUAGAAUAAUAUUUAUUUUCCGGCUUUAGAAUAAAGUUGACGCAAAAUCA
This is a messenger RNA of Adelges cooleyi (spruce gall adelgid), 1948 nucleotides long. Its product is annotated as UDP-glycosyltransferase UGT5-like. The transcript has 6 exons. Gene Ontology annotation, molecular function: UDP-glycosyltransferase activity. The record is from RefSeq and is a predicted model, not a curated record. Lineage: Eukaryota; Metazoa; Arthropoda; Insecta; Hemiptera; Adelgidae. The coding region runs from base 88 to 1710 and encodes 540 amino acids.